AUGAUCUGUCGAGCUAGAAACGUUGUCUUACUGGUUGUGCUGGCAUGGUGGUCUCAGAUCGAGGUGGUAUCCGGCCAGCUGACCGGUGUUAGUAAUGGUACUAGCUCUCUGGUGUUGUCUGACUCUUCGGGUUCGGCGAUCCUGUCGUUUUUGUCCUCUGCAAGCACUAGCGUGGCACCCACGUCGUUUACAUCGAUUUCGUCGUCGAAAUCAGCAUCGGAGUCAUCAUCCCCGUCGUCGUCAACGUCGCCUUCUAUUUCAUUAUCGUCAGUUUCGAGUGAUUCGGUGUCGAGCAGUGCCUCGUCUAGUAGCUCUUCAUUGAGCUCGGUCAGUUCUACGAGUGCUUCUUCCAGCUCUUCCAGUCCGUCCAGCUCGUCCAGCUCGUCGAGUUCUUCCACUUCUUCGCUGUCUUCUAGUUCUUCGUUGCUGCCCUCGUCGACCGCCAGCACUUCGACGACGACGGCGUCGUCGUCGCCUGCCGUGACAAGCGAAGCGACCGCUUCCGACGUCAGAGAGACUGUCACAAGCGUGAUCAGCGGAAAGACAGUGGUUUCUAACCUCUAUACCACCUAUACUUACACGGCAGACGCUGGACAGAAGAGCCAGACGUCUCAUGGACUCUCAAAGAAAAACAGGGACAUAGUGAUCGGGUGUGUGGUCGGUAUUGGUGUCCCGCUGAUAAUAAUCGCGUUGCUGCUCAUAUACUUCUUCUGCGUGCAGUCCAAAAAGACGGACUUCAUCGACUCGGACGGUAAGGUGGUCACGGCUUACCGGGCCAACAAACUGACCAAAUGGUGGUACGCAUUGCUGGGUAAAGACAUAAGCGAUAAAUACGAAUCGAAAUCGCCUCUUGGGAAUUCGAACUCACCGAUUUUGGAUGAAGAGGAAGAUGGCCGCUCUUUUCACGCACAAAAUGAUGACGGCAUCGUCGACUCUACGACUAAUAGUGGCGGAGGCGCCCACUCUAAUGAUUUGAUGUUGGAAGAAGACAAAUACUACGAUGAGGAUGGCAAUGAGCUGAAUGCAAGAAACUAUUGA
Messenger RNA from Torulaspora globosa, 1038 nucleotides. RefSeq names its product Mtl1p (gene MTL1). The transcript has a single exon. NCBI's taxonomy places the organism in Eukaryota, Fungi, Ascomycota, Saccharomycetes, Saccharomycetales, Saccharomycetaceae. Bases 1 to 1038 code for a protein of 345 amino acids. The record is from RefSeq and is a predicted model, not a curated record.